AUGGUAGUUGCAGUUAAACAGCUAUUGAAAUGCAUAUCAUUGAACCGGAACAUCCAGAACAAAGGUGGUCUGACAGCCCUUGAUCUCUUACGAACCAAUGGAUCUCACAUGAACAUGAAGACAGAAAAAAAGAUAAGAAACUCGGGAGGUAAGAGUGGGUCUUCUCUUAGAAAAGUUAAGACAGCAUAUCUCUUCUUAAGAUCAUCAGUAACUUUCUUAGAAUAUUGCUCAACGGCAAUGGCACGUUAUAAGAACCGUAUGUCGGAUGGAACACGAAACUCUCUUCUAGUAAUAACAGCUUUGGUAAUCACAGCCACUUACCAAACAGCAGUCCAACCACAGGAAAAGGAUGAUGAAACACGUUACAACGGAGAAUUCCUUAUAAAUGCGUUGUUCGUGUGGGGGUUCAAUACUAUAGCAUUUUGCUUGGCUAUUGCCUUGACAUUUAUACUCUUACCAGUUGGUAAAGCAUAUAAUUGGUGGUAUAUCUUCAUUUCAGUGCCUCUCAUCUGUUCUUAUGCACUCUCUAUGUUCUUGAAGUAUAUGACUAAUCAUCUCGUUCUCUUCUUCAUCCCCAUAUACUUGAUGGCGGCAUUUGUACUUGGAUUUCUAAUUUAUGCAUUUGUGUUAUACGUGAAAUGGAAAAUGGCUACACAGAAGAAGGUACCUGAACCUAAAAGCGAGCUCUUUUUUGAAGGCUUCACGACUAUGAUCUAACUAAGUCCACAUUCGCAGACCGUUGAGAGCCUUAGCUAGUCUUCUUUGUAAGUUUAUUGAUACUCUUUUGUAUAAAUGUACUUCAACAUUUAUUUAAGUACCCGUGUGGUUGUAAAAUAAUAUGUGAAGAAUCUAACUACUUCAUUUCUGGCAG
Molecule: messenger RNA, 871 nt
Organism: Eruca vesicaria subsp. sativa (arugula)
Lineage: Eukaryota; Viridiplantae; Streptophyta; Magnoliopsida; Brassicales; Brassicaceae
Source: the annotation of a GenBank genome assembly